AUUGAGACGCAUACUUGUUUUGCUAAAUCCAUUGUAAAGCAGUGAGUGUCUUCUGUCUCCAAUACAGCAGGAGGCGCUGCAGCCUUUUAGUCCGCAGAUAAACUCACCAAAGAAAGAGCUCGCGUGUUUUUCUCUUUUGAGUGUUUCGUUGAGUGUCAACAGAGUCUUAUCUCUGUGUAUUUUAGUGUUGAUGUUGAGACAUGAGAUCUGCUGUAAAUCAGUAGGAACGACUGAUCAGUCCAUGCUGGAUAUAUUGAUGAUUUCAUCACAGAAAGAUCUCAGCUGAAGAAAGAGGUGACGUUACUGCAGACAAAGCUGAGGUCAAGAGGAGAUUUAGAAAUGAAAUGAGAGUGGAUGUGACUGAUGAUGGGAGUCUGGAUUCAGUGUGGAUGAGCAGAGAUCAGACCCGCACACAACAGCCACUGCUGGACUGAGACACACAGAGGACUCCGAUCUCAGUCUGACUUUACUCUGUUAUACUGAGUCAAAGACUCUCAGGACACUACAGUGUGUGACAGUAAGCAGAGCUUACAGGAUUCAAUCUCUGGGUUCUGUCUGUAACGCUGGAGAACAGCAGCAGAUCCUGCAGACUACACUGAAGAUGUGUUCUGCACAAACCGCACAAUGAAGAUUAAAACUGAACCCUCAGAAAUAAAAACUGAACCCACAGAAAUAACAACUGAACCCACAGAAAUAAAAACUGAACCCACAGAAAUCAAAACUGAACUCACAGAAAUCAAAACUGAACCCACAGAAAUAACAACUGAACCCACAGAAAAAGAAGACAGUACUGAGGUAGAGGAAGAUAGCACUGUGGAAGAUGAUGAUUUUAUUCCAUCAGAUGUAAAGAGUGAAUCAUGUUUGGAUAUAGAAAUAACGUCCUCAACAUCAAAAGAGCGACUGACAGCACAAACUCUUGUAUGCAUUACCUGUGGAAAGACAUUCAGCUCACAAAUACAUUUAGAGAGACAUGAGAGAAAACACACAGAACAGAAACUCUUCACGUGCACCAGAUCUGAGAUCAGCUUUACUACCUUACAAGAGAAGAAACUUCAUUCAGAGGAGCACGGAGAGAAGCAGCAGUUUCACUGUGAGCAGUGUGGGAAGAUUUGUGAAUGUGGCUAUUACUUGAAAAUCAAAGAAAAUCCUCAGAAAGUUCAUCAGAGAGUUCACACUGGAGAAAAACCAUUUGAGUGUCCUCACUGUGAGAAGAGAUAUAGACAUCAAUAUGUUUUGAAGACACAUCUGCGGUCUCACACCAAUGAGAGACCGUAUCAAUGCAUUGAAUGUGGAAAAACCUUUAGGGAUUCAGGUUCAUUAAAAAAACACCAGAAUAUUCACUUUAAAGAGAAACUCUAUCAAUGUUCACACUGUGAUAAACGUUUCUGCCAUACAUAUCGGCUGAUAGCCCAUGAGAGACUUCAUACUGGAGAGAAACCUUAUCACUGUAGUAUCUGUGGGAAGAGUUUUAGUCAACGGACUUCAUUACUAAAUCACAAGAGAAUUCAUACAGGUGAUAAACCUUUCAAAUGCUCUCAGUGUGACAUGACGUUUGCUUUUUCAGGUCACUUGAAAUCCCACCAGAGACUUCAUACUAGAGAGAAACCUUACUACUGUAGUAUCUGUGGGAAAAGUUUUAGUCAACAGACUACUUUACUAAAUCACCAGAGACUUCAUACGGGUGAAAAACCUUUCAAAUGCUCUCAGUGUGACAAGACGUUUGCUCAGUCAGGUUCCUUAAAAUCCCAUCAAAGAGUUCAUACUGGGGAGAAACCAUAUCACUGUAGUGUCUGUGGAAAGAGUUUUAGUCAACAGACUACCUUACUAAAUCACAAUAGAGUUCAUACAGGUGAUAAACCUUUCAAAUGCUCUCAGUGUGACAUGACGUUUACUUAUUCAAAUCACUUGAAAUCCCAUCAGAGUGUUCAUACUGUAGAGAAACUUUACGUCUGCUCUCACUGUGGAAAUAGCUUUUCUAAUCAAUCUGAAUUCAGAGAUCAUCAGUGUGUUCAUACUGGAGAGAAACCCUAUCACUGUAGUGUCUGUAGGAAGACGUUUAGUAAUCAGUCAAACUUACUAAGGCACCAGAGACUUCAUUCAGGUGAAAAACCUUUCAAAUGCUCUCGGUGUGACAAGACGUUUACUCUGUCAAGUUCCUUAAAAUCCCAUCAGAGAGUUCAUACUGGAAAGAAACCUUAAAGCCGAAGGUAUACUAGGGACGUCUGCCUACGCACGCCGUUCGUAUGACGUCAUUUUUCGGCCCAAAAUUUGAGACAGCGGGGUCAAAUGACGGGGAAAGAGUUAAGCAUGCUUCCAAGCAUAUUUGAUCAUUACUUCAACAGUUACACAAUAUAAAUGUUAAUGUAUAAAUAAAAUUAGAUGAAUGUUGAUUUAUAAAAUAAACACCACAGUCUUAAAUUAUAUUUUCAUUGUGUCUUUACUGCGUCUGUGUUGGUUGUGAACUGCGCUCUGUUGCAGCCACACUUGAUUCUGAGGAACUACUUUGUUUGGGGGAAGACUAAUAUUUUUACUAAUAUAAUUACAACUUAUUUGUGUAAAAUCCUGCUAUGUAUAUGAAGUAACCGUUUUAUAAAAGCAAUAAGUCCCGCAAAGCAGUGGGGUUACAGUGCAUUUUAUAACAGCUAAGGGGCGUUGUUAGGCACGACGCGAAGCGGAGUAACCCACUGCUUCUUGGGACUUAUUGCUUUAGUAUAAGCAAAAAUGCAACACUCUCAUGUUGUUACCGUUGGAGAAAAUGUAUUUCUUAUUACAUUUUUGAAUAUUUUAUGUUACCAUUUAUGAAUGUAUAAUCCUUGGCUUAGAUUUAUGAAUGUAUUAGAAUCAUAUUAAAUCUUACUAGCUACUCAGAAAAACUGCCGAGGUGAAAUAGUGCGUAGAAUGUUCUUUUGUUAUCAUAUGAACUUAGGGUGCUGCAUCAUCAAGUUACUAUCUUGUUUUUGGUAUGUAGUCAAUCCUAUUUUUCUAGACUUAACAAAAUGUGUGAUCAGGGCUCCAGACUAACUUUUUUCACUAGGAGCACAGUGGCCCCCAACUGAAAAUUUUAGGGGCGCAACCAGAAAAUUUAGGGGCACAUACCGUAAAUCAACA
Messenger RNA from Misgurnus anguillicaudatus (oriental weatherfish), 3108 nucleotides. RefSeq lists its product as uncharacterized. Gene Ontology annotation, biological process: regulation of transcription by RNA polymerase II. Lineage: Eukaryota; Metazoa; Chordata; Actinopteri; Cypriniformes; Cobitidae. Gene Ontology annotation, molecular function: DNA-binding transcription factor activity; RNA polymerase II cis-regulatory region sequence-specific DNA binding. The record is from RefSeq and is a predicted model, not a curated record.